GGGCCUGGCAGAGGGAGCCGCUGGGCGCGCGGAGCCCACCCCCGCCUCCCCCCGGAGCGCCGCGCCCUCGCCCCCGCCCCGCCCCCUCCCAGCAACCGCCGCCGAGACAUGGCGAGUGCGGGGUCUCCGCGGCAGCAGCAGGGCGCAGAGGCGGGCGGCGGCGGCGGUCGGGAGGUACCCGGGGCUCGGAGCGCGGCGGCUGGGAGGCUCCAGCCGCAGGCCCCGGAGACAGCGGCCGGAGAUGAGGAGCCGGAGCAGGUGGCAGGCGGGGCCGCGCCCGCGCUGCUGGGGGAGACCGGGCUGGCGCUGGGCGGCUGCAUCGCGGCUGCUCUGAGCUGGGAGAGGCCGCUCCGCAGCCUGGGCGGCUUCGUCUGCGCCAACCUGCUGUUCUGGUUCCUUGCACUGACCCCUUGGAGAGUAUAUCAGCUGACUUCUCUCAUAAUACUUGGGGUUGUAAUUAUGCAGACAAUCAAGGAUAUGGUAUUGUCUCAGAUAAAAGAUGCACAGCUAUGGAGGAGCCUCACUGACAGCUGGGAAGUCAUCAAUUCCAAACCUGACUACAGGCCCAGAAUAAACCAAUGUAUUGCAGAUGCAUUGGUGAAUUUAUUUCUGUUUCUUCAAGAAAUGUCAGACUUCAAAGAGAAAAACCCUGGCAAGUUCUGCCUUCUGGUCUGCAGUGUGUGUACAUUUUUCACUGUCUUGGGUAGUUACAUUCCUGGAAUUGUACUCUCCUACUUUCUAUUACUGUGUGCCUUUUUAUGUCCGCUGUUCAAGUGCAAUGAAUUUGGGCAGAAGAUGUGCAACAAAAUCAAGUCAGUUCUGCUGAAACUGGAUUUUGGAAUCGGGGACUAUAUCAACCAAAAGAGAAGAGAAAGAUCUGAAACUGCAAAACCAAAAUCCACGGAAGAUGAUAGUGAAUUAGACAUAUCAGCCCUGUGUCCUAAGAUUAGUCCUACAGUUAUUGCUAAAGAGCUAUCGGUGUCUGAUACAGAUGUAUCAGAGGUAUCUUGGACUGAUAAUGGGACCUUUAAUUUAUCUGAGGGAUACACUCCACAGACAGACACAUCUGAUGAUUUUGACAGACCUAGUGAUCAUGAAGAAGCUUUUGCCAGAGAUCUUGCAGAAUUUCCCUCUUUAGAAAAUGGUGUAGGAACAAAUGAUGAUGAUGAUUCGAGCAUUGGCAUGCCCAUCCAGCAGAAGAGAAAAAAGGAACAGAUGCCUUCCAAGGUGGCUCAUUCUCCCAGACAGAGGAAAGAAAGGCAGUCUGCCACAGGCCUUUCCCUUCUUUUGACCAGUGACCAAACCUUUAACUUAGUGAGUGAUAUUGCUGGUGAUGUUGUUGCAGCUGCAGUGUCUGCCGCCAUCAAAGACCAGUUGAAGUCCACACAGCAAGCACCCUCACAGGUAGUCUCCAGUUUGAGUGAGGAGACAGACACAGAAGAAGCUGAUGAUUUUGAACUGCUUGACCAAUCAGAGCUUGAGCAGAUUGAGGGUGAACUGGGGCUUACACAAGGCCAAGAAGAAAAGCCACAGGAAAAAAAGAAAUCAUCAGGCUUCCUUUCAAAUCUGCUUGGAGGUCAUUAACCUGGAAAUUGGAGCUAGUAACAUAGCAGAAAUGAAACAAAACAUCAAAUGCAAAAAAAGGAAAAUGCUCAGCUGUAAGCUCUAACUAUUACUUCAGAUGUGUUGUAAUAAUGUCCUUACACAGAGUGAAUUAAUUGGAUACGUAUCAGCUGACCUUGAUAGUUUAAUGUUUCUGAUAGCUAUGCCUCAAUGUAGUAGCAUGAAAUGAAGUAUCUAGCCCCUCUUUGGUCACUGAUGAAUGUUAGAGGUCAGUUGUUAUUUAAGAAAAAAUUAAAUUGCCAAAUCUAGAUUUCGGGGUCCUCAGCCAAAUGCUCUCCGCCUUCAGUUUGUUUACACUUAGUUUUCAAGACUCCAAAGCAGUUAACGAUAUGUAUAGUGAAGAGAAAUUAUGAAUAGGAUGCAGUGAGAUAAGCAAAAUCUUCUUAUCUGCCUCUAUUAUAGUGAAAUAUCUAGAUCCCUAUGGUUAUUGUGUGUGGCACGUUUGAUGUCCAUGAAUACUUUAUUAGCAUAAGCCUCAAAUUUAAGGAUGUGUGCAACACCAUCAAAAUUAACAAAAGUUCUGUUGCAUAUGUAAACUUUCAAAUUAAUUUUUUGAUAAGCUGAUACAUUUCCAAGUUAUCUCUGAUGUUUUAGGCUUGUAGAGUUAUGAAAUGGCAUGCUACUAAAUUGAUCACCUGCUGUAUUUUCUGCUAGAGUCUGGUACUGGGCAGUAAUGUCCAUAAAGAGCAAGGCAAAAACAAUGUUACACUUGAGAUUAUGAAUAUCAUGUAAACUGAACAAGGCCUUUGUUGUUUUGUUUUUUAAUUUUAGUUUGGAAUAGGGAAGCCAAGAAUAUUAAAGGUGAACAGAGAGGCUUUUUACCUGCCAAUUCCUGCAGUCAAGGUUCUGUUUUUCUCAUGAGACAGUUGCUAUCACUACUAAUUGAAGUCAUUAGAGAGCUAUUCUUUAAAAUGUAUCUGGUGUUCAGUGAGGCCAGAUAUUAUAGAAGAAACGCAGAAACUUCUUGGAAUACAAGUGAAGGAGGAACUUGUUUAAAAAUAUUUAUUUGUAAUUUUUAACUCCUCACAGACUGGCUUGGGAUCUUAAACAAGUAACUUACUCCAUUUUUUUCAAGAUUUUUGGUUUACCUUUAAACAAAGAUGAAAGGCAAUGCCCAUUUAAGGUAAACAAAGAUUAAUAGGAAGAAGUAAAGCUAGUUUUAUUAAUGUGCUAUAAAUUGUUAGCAGGGUUGAGGGACCAUGUCAGCUGUUAUCACUAAUCUUUGUGAUUCCCUAUUUGCUGGCAUUUUAACAGGUGAAUGUUGUUAUCUAGGACUGUCAGAAAGUAUAAACCAAGCUUAUAACAAGGUCAGCUUUUCUUCCAUAAUAGAAUAUUUUUAGAAAAAAAAACUUGUUUUAAAGUAGUACCAUUUUAAAUUUGUUUUUCUUUCUGAGGCAUUUAAAAGCUAAACAGAUUGCCAAAAAAAUUUUAGGUAAAGGAAAGCUAUGGAAAACUUUUGACGCUAGCUUUAUUGUUGCUUGUGCUUACGUGUCAGUAAUGCAUAUUAACUGUGUUUGCUGUCCUUUAUCAGUACAAAAGUGAGCCUGUGCCUUCAUUAUCUAACCCAUCCUGAAAGAAGUGAAAACUGGAUAUAGAGCCCACAAGAUGUAGUUUUUUAAAUUACAUCAUCCUGACAUUCAAUACAAGUUUCUGAAAAAUAAUUAAAAUACAGCCACAUAUUUUAUACGCUAUUAGUUGUUAAGUUUUUUAUGACUUUUUCCCAGCUUGUGCAUUCCCAUUUAAUAAACAAACACAAAGGCUGUGGCCAUGAAAAUAGUGAGCGUAAACCCCAUUUCAGUUUCUCAGAUGAAUAAAGGACACUGUUUCCUUAAUGCAUGUUUAAGACAAUCUACAUAGUCAGACGAGUACAAGUUACAAGUCACCAAUGAAGCUUUACAGAACAUCUUGACAAUAGUAUGCUUCCCUGUGUGAUGGUACAAGUAACAAGAAGAUUAACAGGUUACAACACAUGAAGAAACUGGAUGGGCAGGGCUGGAGCGGGGGAGGUUUUUAACAAGACUGUAAGUGGAUGAUGAGGUUUGCUGUCAAUGGUGGCAUUGUAACAGUGUGCACUUUAUUGUUUUCUGAAGAAUAUUUGUGGUUACAAAAUUGUAAAAUACAGGGGCACUCUUACAGAAAUGCAAAUUACAUCAAGGAAGAAAAGCAAUUUCAGGAGGAGUUGCUCAGACUUUUUGUAAAUGAUCCAUUUUCUGGUUUCAACAUAGAAAGGUAAAUCAAUUUGACUACGUGUUCCAGUGUGGAAUAAGUCCUGAAUUGUCCAUAAGGAAGCAAGGCAAAACAAACCUGAACAUACAACAUACUGAAAUGUGGGAGCACAAUUGCUCAUUACCCUGUGUUUGGCUUUUUAAAAUAUUUUGUUCUUCUGUUUUUAUAGUAGUUAAAGUAUAAUUAACUCUUUGUUCAAGACCGCAAAUACUGCAGGAUUGGAAGAAGAGGACUUAAUAAAAAUUAUUGGUAGUAAUAAAAUUAUAGCAUAUUCUUUCAUACUUUAUUAAUAUCAGAUUGACCCAUGAGCAUGUGUGAGAGCUGAAAAAGAAGUUUUGGGCUCUGAAUAGUAAGUAAUUGAGCAUGCCAUGAUUUUUUGCAGAAUUUUCUCAAAAAAAGAAAAGGAGUAAUUGUGGCACCUUAGAGACUAACAAAUUUAUUUGAGCAUAAGCUUUCGUGAGUUACAGCUCGCUUCAUCGGAUGCUUUAGCUCACGAAAGCUUAUGCUCAAAUAAAUUCGUUAGUCUCUAAGGUGCCACAAGUACUCCUUUUCUUUUUGCGAAUACAGAGUAACAUGGCUGCUACUCUGAAACUUCUCAAAAAAAGACAGCGUAAGUCAGAAGUUUUUGGUUCAGAAAUAAUUAAGAAAAAUUGAUUAUGCAUUCCCUUUGCAUUAGUUGGACAUCUGAGCACAAAGAAACAUUUUCUGUCUUUCAAAAAGAUCCCGUCCAGAGUGUGUUCAGUUGGAAUUAAUAUUAGGGAUAUUAAUUUUGCUGCACUCAGCAGCAGCAACAAAAUAAGUUACUGAAGAAUUACAACAUUUUACAAUCUCGCAAUAAUUCUCAUAGCUUCUUUCCUAUCAAGAAUCCUCCCACCUUCAAAAAUUAAUAAAAUUACAGAAACAAAGCCAUACGAGUAUAAGUAAAUUUAAUAGUGUAAAAGUGUAUAGUUGCUUAUAGAAAACUUUUGACACAAUAUAUUGUAAACUAUAAUAUACACAUAUCGAGCUAGAUGGUGAUUGUAUCUUUAAGGGAUUUCUCCAUUUGUUAGAAGAGUAUAUGUGGACCCUAGUUCAGUCCUCCUUACUCAAUAAAAUUCCUAUUGACUUCAUUGAGCCUGUUGUCCUAGUAAGGAUGGCUGAAUUGGGGGCCGUAAUUAUGUCACUCCUGUUUCUUGAACAAUAUGUUAAAUCCAGAAUAAAGGAACCUUUCAAAAAGCUUAAACUUGGAUAUAGAAGCCUUUUUGGCACAUAUAUAAUCAUAAAUGCGUACCUUUCAUCGUUUAGUGAGCUUGUUUCUUUUUUAAAUUGAGUCUAUAAUGGGGAGGGAUAGUUUAGUUUAUUUGAGCACAGAUAAAUAGGACAUUACUAAAUAUGAAAAAAUACAGAUUUUACGUCUUUAGUUCGUUUUGCACUUAUUCCAGACAAAUGCCCAUUUAACUAAGCACUCUGUUGAACAGACGUACGUUGGUCUCCAUUUAUUUAAUAUGAAAGCAAUUAAUGGUUUCUAGAUACAAUCUAUCCAGGUAACCAGAAACUGGAAAAUUACAAAAUGUCUUAAAUUGUUUAAAAUAUUUCGCAGCACUUUACCUAGUAUGAUUACUGUUUUAUAAACAUGAAAUAAUUAUUAUUAUUAUUAUUAUUAUAGUAAUUGUUUGUAAAACCAUUUAAUAAAUAUGGUAGUUUUUAUCUUUCAUUAUAUAAAAUUGUAUGUUUAUUCCAAAAAAAUAACUUAAGUCAAGUUAA
Molecule: messenger RNA, 5592 nt
Organism: Dermochelys coriacea (leatherback sea turtle)
Lineage: Eukaryota; Metazoa; Chordata; Testudines; Dermochelyidae
Gene: RETREG1
Product: reticulophagy regulator 1
Exons: 9
Coding region: 109-1584 (491 amino acids)
Biological process (GO): reticulophagy; negative regulation of neuron apoptotic process
Cellular component (GO): endoplasmic reticulum membrane
Source: RefSeq, a predicted model, not a curated record